Messenger RNA from Apis laboriosa (Himalayan honeybee), 877 nucleotides. RefSeq names its product very-long-chain (3R)-3-hydroxyacyl-CoA dehydratase hpo-8 (gene Hacd1). Gene Ontology annotation, molecular function: 3-hydroxyacyl-CoA dehydratase activity. The transcript has 5 exons. Lineage: Eukaryota; Metazoa; Arthropoda; Insecta; Hymenoptera; Apidae. Bases 108 to 794 code for a protein of 228 amino acids. Gene Ontology annotation, cellular component: endoplasmic reticulum membrane. The record is from RefSeq and is a predicted model, not a curated record. Gene Ontology annotation, biological process: sphingolipid biosynthetic process; very long-chain fatty acid biosynthetic process; fatty acid elongation.
AUUUGAAGAGUUGAGUUCAAAAAUUAAAUUCAAAAGUUGUAGACAUAAAUAAGUUUAUUAGUAUUAUUAUCGCAAAAAAAUAAAAAUCUGAAUUUAAAAAUAUAAAUAUGAAAUCAAAAAAAUCAAGUAACAUCGGAAUAUUGUAUUUAAGAGCUUAUAAUCUUUUACAAACUAUUGGUUGGUCUUACAUAUUAUAUAAACUCUUAACAAAUGAUUAUUCUUCUACAAUAGAAGCAAAUUUAUGGCAGAAUAUAAAAUGGCCUGUCAUUAUUUUUCAACAUGCUGCUCUUUUAGAGGUAAUUCAUGCUGCAACUGGUUUAGUUAAUGCAAAAGCAAUGAUUACACUUAUUCAAGUAUUAAGUCGUGUUUUUGUUGUAAGUUGUGUAAUUUUAGCAACUCCAUAUAAUUAUGCAGCUUCAUCUUUUGCUCUUCCAAUAAUGAUCUUAGCAUGGUGUAUAUCAGAAAUAAAUAGAUAUAUAUUUUAUGGUCUGAAUCUUUUUGGACUUAAUCCUUAUUUUGUUAAAUGGCUAAGAUAUACAUUAUUUUAUAUAUUAUAUCCAGUUGGUGUAAGUGGAGAAUUAAUAUGUACAUAUUCAGCAGUAAAAUAUACAAAUUCUCACCCAGAAGCAUGGAGUUAUAGACUUCCUAACUCAUGGAAUUUUAUAUUUAGUUAUCAAAUUCUACUUAUAACUGUUAUGUUAUCAUACAUUCCCUUUUUUCCACAAACAUAUAUGCAUAUGAUUGCUCAAAGACGUAAAAAUGUGGGAAGUGAUGCCCUUAAAAAAGCUAAGUAAUAUGAAUGAAGUUUAGCACAUAUUAAUAAUAUUUUAUAAUAUUUUGUUGAAAAUAAAUAUUGUAAUAUUUUAUAAAAAUUGUA